AUGCAUCAUGUAGUUGAGAACCACCACAAGCCAUACAACCAUCUUAUCCUCACUAAGGCCUUUGGUAAAAAAUACAACAUCCAGGAAAUCAAGAAGAACGUAGGCUUGCUUAAGUCCUCCACUGUCAAGGUCGAGACCGUGCGGCACGACCUGGGCGGCGCCAACGCAAAGACCACGCGGCCUGAUGGUCAUCUUCACUUCGACCACAAGUACUACACCGCGAAGACAGACCGUGAACGAGCUGGAACGCUUAUCCACGAGUCUGCUCAUUCGUUGUUUAAUACGCACGACCAUUUUACGAAUGACCGUGAUCAUAGCAAAAUUCGUGCCAUUUCUUCAGGCGAGAAGAAGAGACUGGAGGCGGCCCACAAAGCAUCGAAAUCGCAGGAUCACCGUCCUAUUACGCUUUCAGGCUAUGUCAAGCAAUCGGAUUAUAACACACUCAAAGCGAAGGCAUCCCAUGUCAUGCACCACAAUUCUGACGCGUACAAGGUUCUCGGGCAUCUGUCGACAUACGGACUUCUUGCGCCAAUGGACAAGGACAAGAAACGGAAGCACCCAAUGGUCGACAACCACGGAAUACCCUCCAAGCUAGUCAAACAUGGAGGCUCUAUGAUCCCGAUAUCAACUAAGAAACUGUCGGACAAGAAACACCCUGUCAUCAACCCGUACACCUCUAAGCCGCUUGGCAUGCCGAAAACACCUUCCGAGCAUCACAAGCAUAGUCCUGGAUCUCAUGUCCACAAAUCAGGGUCCCACCCUCCUUCCAAAAUACCGGUUCAUAGUGGCCUUGCCAAAAUUCGCCAUGAAAAAGCGAAGGCAGAGCGACUAUCUCCGGACGCUCGUCUCAGACUAUACAGCCAAGUCUCCCAUGGUGCGCAUCAGAACAGCCACAUCUUGGAGGCUGGAAAGCACGCGCAGAACUCGAGAAACAAAGGCGUUGUUCGCGAGAAGCCUUUGCCUCCUCUUCCUCAUGAGACUGACGCGCAUGCCGCGCAUCAACAUAACAAUCACCCGGCCGCGCAUGCGCACGCUGCUUCUCAACACAAUCACCCUACUACGACGCCAGGAUCUCGGAGUCAGUCGCGUCAGGGUGCCCAUCCCCACGCCCCUUUAAAGAGGCCGACUUCGCCGCCACGCGGCCCUCGCGCGAUGAGUCCUGCUAAGCGCCCAAGCUCUCAGAACAAAAGGCAUUGA
Molecule: messenger RNA, 1197 nt
Organism: Psilocybe cubensis
Lineage: Eukaryota; Fungi; Basidiomycota; Agaricomycetes; Agaricales; Agrocybaceae
Exons: 2
Coding region: 1-1197 (398 amino acids)
Source: RefSeq, a predicted model, not a curated record